UCGACUUAGUUAACUGAACUUCUCUUUCUCUAUCUCUCUAUCUUUUUCUCUUUCUGGUUUGCUGCUCCCUUUUCCUCAUUUCCAUCUCCAUUUCCAUAAAGGAGAUUCGCUCUCGUCUCUUCCAGCAUAUUACUUGCAAUUUGUUUCCCCAAUUCCACUCCCGCUUCAAAAUAUCUGAUCCCUUCUUCAAGGUCAGUUGAGUUGAGUUGAGUUGAGUUGAGUUCAGUUUCUGGCCAGACAGACAAACAAACACCUCCUCAGGAUCCAUUGUCGCUUGGCUUCUUCUCACAAGUUCCAACCAAUUCUGCAAGAGGAUCACCGUACCUUCUUCUCCUUCAAUUUUCUCGAUUAACUGAACCGACUCCAUAUCCCAUCCAUGUCUCUCUCCCGUUGUCCCUGAAUACUGCACACUGCGCUCAAAUUCUAACUAUAUAUUUACAUCUAUCGUUCUUCUCAUAUCACAUACGGGGUUUUUGCUUGUUAUGGCAUGGAGGAGGAGGAAUGGUAAGCGCUGAUAUAUCAUGGAAGAUGGUGGCUUCUCACCGGACACCAUGCUGGCUGCAACCAUUGAUUUCAACCUCAUGGAUGAACUCCUUUUCGACGGCUUCUGGCUAGAGACGAGUCAAGAUCAAUCCAACAACUUUUGGCACCCUUUUCCCUCUGCUGCAACCUGUCAAAGUUCAUCUCCUUCCCCCUUUUGCUUUCCAGAGGCUGAUCAUAACCAUCAUCACCAUCAUAAUACAAACUGCUCAAGUCCAAACUCGUGUAGCUUGAAAGAAACAGAAGAAUUGAACUCACGUCAACAUUUAGUGAUGAAUGAAUUUCCAGGUCAUGGAACCUCCACCACCACCUCCUCCUCGUCCUCGGUUCCCCCAAACAGCUUUGUGGGCCAUCAGGACAACAAGGCGAACGCGAGGUUGUGGAUCGGGCCAGACAGAAAUCCUACCAGUAGUACCAAUGCCCUCUCGGUGAAGAAGAAGUUAGUGCAGGCUAUCAGCCGUCUGAAGGACUCUAUCGGGGACAAAGAUGUCCUGGUUCAGAUAUGGGUUCCCGUGAAGAGAGGAGGCAGGCAGGUUCUUACAACUAACAACCAGCCCUUCUCCCUCAAUCCAAACUGUAAGAACCUUGUAGACUACAGGGCUGUUUCUCGCAACUUUCAGUUUGCAGCAGAUGAGGAGUCCAAGGAGUUCACUGGUUUACCGGGUCGUGUUUUUCAAAACAAGCUGCCUGAAUGGACUCCUGAUGUUCGGUUUUUCCGAAGAGAGGAGUACCCACGAGUGAAUCACGCCCAGCAGUACGACGUCAGAGGAUCGGUUGCCCUUCCAGUAUUUGAACAGGGAAGUGGAAAUUGCUUGGGGGUGGUUGAAAUCGUGACAACUAGUCAGCAGGUCAACUAUCGUCCUGAGCUUGAAACUGUAUGCAAAGCUCUACAGGAAGUUGACUUGAAGAGUUUCGAUGAUAUUCGGAGUGCUCACAGUACACAGGAUGCAGCAGAUGGAUCUUACCAAGCUGCCCUGACAGAGAUCAGAAAUGUAUUGAAGUGUGUGUGCGAAGCUCAUGAGCUGCCAUUGGCACAGACAUGGAGUCCGUGCUCUCAGAAAGGGAAAGGCGGUUGCCGCCACUCAGAUGAGAAUUACGAACGCUGUGUUUCUACCAUUGACUCCGCCUGCUAUGUCGGCGAUCAGCAAGCGUAUGGCUUUCACGAGGCUUGUUCUGAACACCACUUGCUCAGAGGUGAGGGCAUUGCUGGAAAGGCUUUCCUUACAAAUCAACCAUGUUUUGCCCAAGAUAUCACUGCCUUCAGCAAAACAGAGUAUCCAUUGGCACACCAUGCUCGGUUCUUCAACUUGUGUGCUGCUGUGGCAAUCCGCCUCAGAAGCACAUACACAGGGACAGCUCACGACUUUGUUCUUGAAUUCUUCUUACCCCUGAAUUGUAAGGCUGCCCAAGAUCAGAAGCGAAUGCUUGAGUCCUUGUCAUACGUUAUACAGCACACUUGCCAGAGCUUGCGAGUCGUCACGGAUCAGGAGUUGGCUCAAGAAACUCCUCCGGCCGAUGGAAAAUAUCCAAAGUCUACAGUUGGGUCGUCUCCAGAGAUAUCAUCUUGGGUUAGACACAUGAUGGAUUCCCAGCAGCAGCAUAAGGGCAAGGGGAUUGUUUCGCUGCAGGAUCAUCCUGAUGAUAAGGAGGAAGAGGAGGAGGAAAUGGAGGGAGGAUUUCGGGUUACAACCCAAUGGGAUGCCCAGCAAAACUUGGAGCAUGAACUAGGUUCUCAGGAUACUGGAAAGUUCAUCCUCGACUCCAAGUCAAGCACAGUCACAGACAAGAGAAGGCCGAAAUCAGAGAAGACUAUUAGCUUACAAGAACUCCGGCAAUAUUUUGCAGGGAGCCUAAAAGAUGCUGCCAAGAGUAUUGGAGUGUGCCCAACCACCCUGAAAAGAAUCUGCAGGCAGCAUGGCAUAACUCGAUGGCCUUCUCGAAAGAUCAAGAAAGUGGGUCACUCAUUGAGGAAACUUCAGUUGGUGAUGGAUUCAGUCCAGGGUGCAGAUGGUUCAAUUCAGCUGAGUUCUUUCUACAACAGCUUCCCGGAACUCGCCUCCUCCGCAAAUGCAGCUGCUGCUGCAACUGGGAGCAGCAGCAGCAGCUUACCCACAUCGUCGAAGACAAGUGAUGAGCUGCAGCAACAGUUGAACACUCAUCCCCUGCUAAGACCUAAAACCACUGCUUCAAAAUCACCUUCUUCCUCCGGCAGCAGCAGCCACAGCCACAACUCCAGCUCAAGUUACUGUUUCUCCACGGGGGCGAACCAGUCAACUUCUUACCCUGUAAAUGUUUCCAGCUGUGGAGAACAGACUCAAGGGGUGCUGCUAAAGAGUGAUGCCGAAUUGCAGGAAUCGAGGACCCAAGGCCAAGAUGGCAAAAACAUUCUUCUCCGAUCUUACAGCAACAAGAUGAGUACUUCUUCCCUGUCACCACCAUUGCCAAAAGCUCUCCCCAACCUGCAGGUGGAAGAUCAUGCAGCAGCAGCAGCCCGUUUAAGGAUAAAAGCAGCGUUUGGGGAAGAAAAGAUAGUUCGAUUCAGUUUGCAAGCAGAGUGGGGGUUCGAAGAAUUACGACAAGAGGUCUUGAAGCGUUUUAACAUAGAGGAGAAGGAUGGCAGGGGCAACAAAGUAGAUGUAAAGUAUCUGGAUGAUGACUGUGAGUGGGUUCUUUUGACAUGCGAUGCUGAUCUUGAAGAAUGCAUAGACAUACACAAAACUUCCCAAAGCCGGACGAUAAAACUAUCCGUCACCCAAUCCAGCUCGUCCUCGUCGUCGUAUCAGCGGCCAAGCCAGGGAAGUUCCUUUGGAUCCACCUAACUGUUAUAUUACUUUUUCUUAUUUAUUUAUGGAGAUCAGAAACCAUACCUGCAGCCACAAUAUUCAGAGAGGAAAUAUAAUUAUAUACACAUACACAUACACAUACAUGUCUUACCUUUUGCUGCUCAAUAGUAUUAGUAGAUCUCUGGUUAACAGGUCAUCCAUCCAGUUAGAACUGAAGUGAAGUGAUGUUACAUCUUCACUUAUUUGUUUUUCAUGCAUUGAACUAUAAGCCUGUUGUAUAUUAUUUAUUAGCAGACUGAACUUGAUUGUAACUUUUGAAUUAGUUUAGUUUGAGUUUAGCACAUCUUCUCA
This is a messenger RNA of Andrographis paniculata, 3674 nucleotides long. Its product is annotated as protein NLP5-like. The coding region runs from base 522 to 3359 and encodes 945 amino acids. Lineage: Eukaryota; Viridiplantae; Streptophyta; Magnoliopsida; Lamiales; Acanthaceae. The record is from RefSeq and is a predicted model, not a curated record. The transcript has 5 exons. Gene Ontology annotation, molecular function: protein binding; DNA-binding transcription factor activity.